Molecule: messenger RNA, 1736 nt
Organism: Chara braunii
Lineage: Eukaryota; Viridiplantae; Streptophyta; Charophyceae; Charales; Characeae
Source: the annotation of a GenBank genome assembly
UUAUAGGGAGAUUUUGAGUGAGGAUGUGUUAUGGAGUUGUAUUCUCUAUACAAUUAUGAUCUUAGCUUGGGGAUUGACCUGUCGUGUGUUACAGGUCUUCUUGGUCGUUUGAUCCAAGUUUAGGACUAGAUUCAGCUUGAUCCCUUGAGGAUCAUCUUCUGUUAUCACUGAUAACAGGUAUGUUUGUGGUUCGGACUCUGGAUGUGACUUGCCUGCGAUUGCAUACAUAUAUGGUUGAGAGGAGCCCCACUGUGACUGUGAGAAGUGAUCGUCCUAUAUGAUUAACCUCAUAUAUGUAUUCAUAUAUGCCCUGAGUAUUUGUGAGGCCUAUUGUGAUUCUGCAUAAGGGUUAGCUAGAUCAUGUCUUGAGAGACAAAGGGGAUUUUCAUUUUACCCUUGCUUUUUAGAGUUUGUAUGGUUGGACGUUGUAGUCUGUGGCAGCCGUCAAAGUCAAAACCCUUGACUUUCGCCCAAGCCCGGAGCGAGACUCGUCUCCAGGACAGUAAGAAGCGACUGCCACCACAGGAGGCAGUGGGGUGGAGCAAGGGAGAAAGGAAAGGAAAAGGAAGCGAAGGGAAAAGGGAUAGGGAAGAGGGGGAAGAAGAGGAAGUGGGGGUAGAAGGGGAAAAUGGAUAUAUGGCCAAAGAGAGAAGAAUCAGUGAUGAGGGGGCCAAAGGCCAGGGAUCUUGCCCAAGCUCUUUACAACACCAGUUACCAGUUGGAGCAACAGGGGCGAUAUGCCAGAAGACUGACUGUUUGGAAGAGGACGAGAGCACACUCAGGAGGGAUGAAAAGAGGAGGAGCAUCAUCGACGAGUGUGUUCUGCCUUCCCAUGGGCUAGCUGAAGAUGACUUGGUGGUCUUGAAGGAGGGGAAGAGAGAAGAGCAGGCCACGACGAGCUUCGAUCGACGCAGUUUGAUGGCGAUGGCGGUUUCCGGCGGUCUUGGAGUUGUCCUCGGUGCGACUUUGGAUGCGAUGACCACCGGCACAGCUCUGGCCACACCCUUGGAGACGCCAUCAGCCAGUGGAAAGCGGACACAUCUGCCUCUCGAGGAGAUCAAAUCGAUCAUUGAGCACGAUAUGAAAGAGGGAAGGUACUUAUUAACCGGAGAUUUGACAAAAGACAUUUAUGCAGAUGACUGUCGUUUCGAGGAUCCAACAAAUGUUAUCGUAGGCGUCGAUCGUUACGCAGAAACGGUGAAACAGCAGUUUGACCCAGCAGAAUCUAUCUUUGAGUUCAAGUCAAUCGCAGUGAGCGGAGCGAACACAAUUGAUGCAUCAUGGGUGUUGGGAGGAGUGAUGCAGCUCCCAUGGAGGCCACGUAUGUCACCAGUGAAUGGUGUUAUUCGGUACACAAUCAACAAUGAUGGUUUGGUUGCCGUCCAUACUGAGACGUGGAAUGCGUCUCGUCUUAAGGUCCUCCAGGAGAUGCUCACUCCUUCCUUCGGGAAUUAAAGAGAAGUGAACAGACAAGCUAUUAGCAUUUGGGUGAGAAGUCAGAGAGACUUGGCGACUGUUUCGGGGUGGCUUCUCCCAGGUUCAGACGCGGCAUUGUAUUGAGAGAUGAUUGUGGAUUGAGAGAGACUAUUAUCAGUUUUGACUAUUGCAUAGUAUUGCUAAGAUCCAAAGUCCAAAGGGAAACAGCCCAGAUCGAGUGCUAAGGCCCUCAGGACCUAAAGCAAUCACGUAGUGGGAAAUGUCGUCAACAAUUUCGCGAACAAACAAUGCAGGCUCAU